Molecule: messenger RNA, 711 nt
Organism: Eremothecium cymbalariae DBVPG#7215
Lineage: Eukaryota; Fungi; Ascomycota; Saccharomycetes; Saccharomycetales; Saccharomycetaceae
Gene: PYP1
Product: putative phosphoric monoester hydrolase
Exons: 1
Coding region: 1-711 (236 amino acids)
Molecular function (GO): phosphatase activity
Source: RefSeq, a predicted model, not a curated record
AUGGUGCAAGUUGUUGUUUUUACGGACUUCGAUGGGACUAUAACGUUACAGGACAGCUAUAAUUAUCUUGCGGAUGAUUUCGGAUGUGGUAAAGAUGAGCGAGAGAGGACGUUUGGCGAAGUGUUCAAUGGCACGAGCACGUUUCGGGAGACGUUCCACAAGAUCUUGGAGAGUGUUGAAUUGCCAUUCGACGAAUGUGUAAAGAUUUUGAAAGAUAAUGUGCAGUUAGAUACGGGGUUUCGAAGCAUGUACGACUGGUGCAUCAAAGAGCAGGUACCGUUGGUAGUAGUCAGCGGUGGAAUAAGACUUGUUAUCGAGGAGUUAUUAGAGCAACAUUUGGGCAAGGAUGCAUUGAAGAAUAUCGAAAUCUAUUCCAACGAUGUGGUAGUCAAUGAUGACGGAUCGUGGAGUAUUGUAUAUAGGGACGAUUCACACCAUGGACACGACAAAGCAAGAUCGAUUGAUCUAUGUAAGCAAAGGUUCAAUCAGCAGAUGAAUACACCAGUUUACUUAUAUUGUGGGGAUGGCGUGAGUGAUGUCAGUGCUGCAAAAGAAUGUGACCUGUUAUUUGCUAAGCGAGGGAAAGAUUUGGUCACGUAUUGCGACAGGGAGGGUAUCUUGUAUCAUGAAUUCGAUACCUUCGAAAACAUUCUUGAAUGCGUGAAACGGGUAACAUCUGGCGAGAUAUCUGUGCAGGAGCUGACUAAAUAA